This is a messenger RNA of Neomonachus schauinslandi (Hawaiian monk seal), 1487 nucleotides long. RefSeq names its product C-X-C motif chemokine 6-like. The record is from RefSeq and is a predicted model, not a curated record. Gene Ontology annotation, biological process: inflammatory response; antimicrobial humoral immune response mediated by antimicrobial peptide; chemokine-mediated signaling pathway. Bases 65 to 406 code for a protein of 113 amino acids. Gene Ontology annotation, cellular component: extracellular region. Gene Ontology annotation, molecular function: chemokine activity; CXCR chemokine receptor binding. NCBI's taxonomy places the organism in Eukaryota, Metazoa, Chordata, Mammalia, Carnivora, Phocidae. The transcript has 4 exons.
AGCUUCAGAUCCCGGCUCCUCUCCUGCCUCUGGAACCGCACCCCUCACCACCCUGGUUGCCGCAAUGAGCCUCCCGCCCAGCCGCGCCGCCCGCCUCCCUGGCCCCUCCGGCUCGCUGUGCGCGCUGCUUUUGCUGCUGUUGCUGACGCCGCCGGGGCCCCUCGCCAGCGCCGGUCCCGUCUCGACCAUAGUGAGGGAGCUGCGUUGCAUGUGUUUAACCACCACACAAGGGAUUCAUCCCAGAAUGAUCACUAAGAUUCAGGUGAUCGCUGCCGGCCCACAGUGCUCCAAGGUGGAAGUCCUAGCCACCCUGAAGAACAAGAAGGAAGUCUGUCUGGACCCAAAAACCCCAGUGAUGAAGAAAGUCAUCCAGAAAAUUUUGGACAGCGGAAGAAAAACUGAUUAAGAGAAAGGACCAUGCACUGGAAAAAUCGCCCAGUUCCUUAGCAGAGCAGUUUCCUGAGUGUCUCAGGAACCAGUGAAGACAAGAAGCAAGGACAAGUUUUCUCCAAUGAGUUAGGCUUCUUCAUAAAUUUCCCACUUUGAGAAAAGGAUGGUGGGGAGGCACCUAUGUUUGUCCCUCAAGUUUAAUGCUCAGCUUAUGAAGUAUUUAACACAGUAUUUCCCGCUAUUUAUUUGCUGUUAUUUUAUCUGCUGUGCUAUUUGAAAUCUUUGGCAAUUGAUUAAAUUGUGAGUCAAGAAUCAGUGGUCGUUAAGCUUUCAAAGUGACUUGUAUUUUUAGAAUAUAUUCCUUACAGUGUUACUGAGAAGACUGUGGGUUUAAUAUGUGAAUGUUAUUUCAUUAGAAUGCUGUAGGUGGAGGUAAAUUGUUAUCUUCACGCCUCAUGAAAUAGGAGAUAUUUUGGUAUCAUUUCUUGGGGAAUAUGUUAGGUUUCCUUGCUCUUGACUCUGGGAUGCUGAGUUAUAUUGCCUUAAAAAGCUGGUGUAACAUGCAGUUAUUUGUAAAAAAUAUGCUUCCUUAUUUAGAAUUUUUAAAUGUUUAAGUUCUAUAAGAACUAAUAUGUUUUUUUCCUAUAAUUUUAGACAUUUGAUGUCUUCUUAGUAUGGCAUAAUGUCAUGACUUACUAAAUCUUGAUUAUAUGGUGUGUAUUAACCAUUUUACUAGGAGUACUAUAAUUCUAGUCACUAAAUAUAUGUUUUGGACAGAUGAAGAAGCUAGGAAAUAGGCAAAUUCCCUAUUUCUAGUUUUUUUUUUAAUAGAAAUGCAUUGUUUGCAUUUUUUAGGAAUAAAAGCAAACUUCACAAUGAUUUGUACUUGUAAAGUUUUGAAAAGAUGUUUGAGCUAUUUAAAUAUAGAUUCACAUUUAGUUUUCAAAAAGUAUACACAGGUUAAGGUUUUGAUCAUUUUGUGAUAAAGAAUUAUCUAUGCAUCACACUUACCAUGUGAAAGUUACUCUUUAUUACGUGUCUCAUUGGUUUGUAGCACUUCUUUUGUUCUUUGGGAAAAAAAAAUAAAAGAUUUAUAA